This is a messenger RNA of Annulohypoxylon maeteangense, 1185 nucleotides long. Its product is annotated as putative multidrug resistance protein fnx1. Lineage: Eukaryota; Fungi; Ascomycota; Sordariomycetes; Xylariales; Hypoxylaceae. The record is from RefSeq and is a predicted model, not a curated record. Gene Ontology annotation, biological process: transmembrane transport. Gene Ontology annotation, molecular function: transmembrane transporter activity. The coding region runs from base 1 to 1185 and encodes 394 amino acids. The transcript is spliced from 13 exons.
AUGAAUUCGGGCAACCCUUUAACUAAUGACAGUGCUGGGUUUAAGAUUAAGGGAUGGACUGAUGAGUCUCAGUAUGGCAACAAAGAGCCCAUAGAAUACAGGGAUGGGGAUGCACUGGCACUUGCGCUCUUCCUUGCGAACCUCGAACUUACCAUUAUCGGAACCUCUCUAGUGUCUAUAACAAACGAUCUUGAUAACUUUAUAAAGCCAGAAGACCGAUGUCUGACACGCCGUUUCCCCUUUAUAACGGCGUUACUAGCCGGGCUCUUAAUCUGGGCGAAAAUCGGCGAUCACAUAGGCAGUACCUAUGCAGUAGCCGUCGUCAUGCUCUAUGAAUUGAAGCCGACAAGGAAACUACCACAGAUUGCGGCCGUGUUCGCUGGUGUGGCUGCAGCAUUAGUAGUCUUUUUCUCAUACUUUAUUAACAUGGGAGUCUUAGCAAGUAUUCUUAUAUCCAACACUACGUACCGAGGAUUACGGCAGACAAGACAACAACUAAACUUCAAGACGAUUGACUUCACUGGAGCCUUCCUCAUGCUUGCGGCACUUGCACUGCUAAUUUACGGGCUCAAGCGGGCUGCGAUAUUACUCUAUUGGACAUCUGCGACAGUUGUUGUCCCGAUCUGGAUUUCCAUUACUCCUGUAUUCCCUUCGCGAUUCUGUCAAAAUCGAGAGAUAGUGGGCUUGCUCGUAAAUUCGUUUAUAACGGGCUCCGUCAGUAUAACAUGCAUCAUUCAGCUUCCUACCCGGUACCAAACAACAGUAGGAGCCAGCCCUCUGCAUGCUAGCGUACGGUUACUUACUCUCACCACUAUUCUUUCAAAGAAUCGACGCGUUCCCCCUAUAUACAACGAUUGGGAUCCAAUAUACGAGCUUGAACUUUUGACCGGGAUUGGAAUGGGUAUUAGCAGCAGACUCGUAACAUUACUGACACCGUAUAUCGUAGAAGACUUAGAUUUAGCAAUUGCAUCAGCCGCUAAAAACCAGUUUUGUUUCCUCGGAAGUGCCUUCGUUGUUUCUAUCACAACUACUACCGAGCAGAAUUUUGAAAUGACAGUAACUAUAGAUAAACUUUCAGAACAGUUAGGCUUCAAUGUCCAGAUGCACAUCGUACUCGGAUUUGCAGUUGCUUCUAUAUUCAGCAUAGGGCUCACGCGGCGAAGGUCUCAUGUCAGAGUGGAUUAA